AUGGACCACAGCCCGAUCGAUGUCGCAGUCAUUGGAGCGGGCAUUAGCGGAGUGGUCACUGCUGGCCAUCUUCUAGCUGCUGGCAUCAAUGUGACGGUCUUUGAGAGGAGUCAUGCAGCCGGGGGUGUAUGGCUGUAUGACAAGCGAACACCCAUCGAAGCGCAAUAUCCAUCGCCGAGGCCGACUGCGUCGCAAGAGUAUGUUCAAGAUGACAGAGACGAAGAAGAAAGAAAAACGUUGCUACAUGCACCCCCAGGACCGUGUUAUGAGAGCCUCACCAACAACGUGUCUACCCCAUUACUCGAGACAAAGUUGAAUGCCUGGCCUGAAGGCACUGGGCCGUUUGUAAAGCAUCAUGUGCUGAAGACUUAUAUUCAAGACACUUCUCGAAAGGCUGGUGUUGAAAGUGUGACGAAAUUUGGCGCUCGAGUCGAUCGAGUGCACAAGAAUGGAUCAACAUGGGACGUCCAUUGGAGCACUCUGGGUGGCUCAGACCAAGAGGGCUUGGAAGAACAGGUAGCGACAUUCGACUCGGUGAUUGUGGCAUCGGGUCAUUAUCAUACACCUCUUGUUCCGGACAUCAAAGGGCUGGCUGAAGCAAAGACUCGUUGGCCUUCAAAGAUUUUCCACUCCAAGUCAUUCCGUCGCUCAGAGGGAUUUGAAGGAAAGAGCGUGCUCUUAGUUGGAGGGGGUGUCUCUGCCAUUGAUAUAGCCAAGGAAUUGAGUGUGACGGCGAAGAAGAUAUACCAAAGCACCCGAAAUGGUGCUUUUGAUCUUCCGGAGACUGCAUUGCCAUCAAACGCCACCAGAAUCAGCGAAAUAGAAGAGAUUGAAGUCUCCACUCCAGAAGCCUCAACUGAACACUUGCCAUUGGUCGCCCACUUAAAAGAUGGCCACAGCUUGGAAGGGAUCGACGCAAUCAUUCUCUGCACCGGCUACCAAUUAGCCUUCCCAUUUUUGGGCGAGCUCAAUGAUCACAGUCUGCUCGCUACCGAAGCCGACGACACAGUACUUGUGACAGACGGCACUCAGGUGCACAAUCUACAUAAAGAUAUCUUCUGGAUUCCGGAUCCUACAUUAGCAUUCGUCGGCAUCCCAUUCUACACCGCAACAUUCUCGCUGUUCGAGUUCCAAGCCAUUGCGGUCACAGCUUUCCUCUCUGGCGUAGCAAAGCUUCCAUCCAUCGACUGUCUGCGGGAAGAAUACAAAAUUCGACAAAAGGAGAAGGGCUAUGGCCGAAGUUUCCAUUCACUCAAGGACCAAGAGCAGCCUUAUGUCAAGGAAGUUUUGGAAUGGGUGAAUGCUGGAAGGGCCGAGAAAGGCUUGCCGUUGAUUGAAGGUCACACAAAAGCGUGGAUUCAAGAAAGGACCGCUUUGGGCGAAAGACUUAGAUUGAUUCUUGCAGGGCAGCUCCCAAGGGCAGAUGCACUCAAAAGCCCAUUAGCGGUGCAAAUCGCUGUGUGA
Molecule: messenger RNA, 1464 nt
Organism: Penicillium brevicompactum
Lineage: Eukaryota; Fungi; Ascomycota; Eurotiomycetes; Eurotiales; Aspergillaceae
Product: putative FAD dependent oxidoreductase
Exons: 5
Coding region: 1-1464 (487 amino acids)
Molecular function (GO): N,N-dimethylaniline monooxygenase activity; NADP binding; flavin adenine dinucleotide binding
Source: RefSeq, a predicted model, not a curated record